This is a messenger RNA of Drosophila mojavensis, 1456 nucleotides long. RefSeq names its product troponin I (gene wupA). Bases 156 to 989 code for a protein of 277 amino acids. Lineage: Eukaryota; Metazoa; Arthropoda; Insecta; Diptera; Drosophilidae. The transcript has 9 exons. The record is from RefSeq and is a predicted model, not a curated record. Gene Ontology annotation, cellular component: troponin complex. Gene Ontology annotation, biological process: muscle contraction.
GCCAUUAGAAUAUAGUCUGCCGUGGAUCGUCGGACCGUUCAGUCUUUUUGUGUCGUUCAGUACCAUCCGAUUCGUGUGAUCGACAGCAUCGCUCAACGUUUUUUUUUCAUUUUUUUUCCAAUUCCUUGAAGUAACUCAAAAAAACACAAAUCAAAAUGGCUGAUGAUGAGAAAAAGGCUGCAGCGGCACCAGCUGCCCCCGCUGCCGCAGCAGCUCCAGCUGCUGCCCCUGCAAAGGCCGCCGCCGCCCCAGCCGCCGCCGCCGCCAACGGCAAAGCGGCCGCUGCGCCCGCUGCGAAUGGCAAAGCGGCUGCCGCACCCGCCGCGCCCGCCGGCCCGCCAAAGGAUCCCAACGAUCCCAAAGUGAAGGCCGAGGAGGCUAAGAAGGCUAAACAGGCUGAGAUCGAGCGCAAGCGCGCCGAGGUGCGCAAGCGCAUGGAGGAAGCCUCCAAGGCCAAGAAGGCCAAGAAGGGCUUCAUGACCCCAGAAAGGAAGAAGAAACUGCGGUUGUUGCUGCGCAAGAAAGCCGCUGAGGAAUUGAAGAAAGAGCAGGAACGCAAAGCGGCUGAACGUAGACGCAUCAUUGAAGAACGUUGCGGCAGCCCCAGGAAUCUCAGUGAUGCCAGCGAAGGCGAAUUGCAAGAGAUUUGCGAAGAGUAUUACGAGCGUAUGUAUAUUUGUGAAGGCCAGAAAUGGGAUCUGGAAUACGAAGUCAGGAAAAAAGACUGGGAGAUCAACGAUCUCAAUGCUCAAGUUAACGAUCUUCGCGGCAAAUUCGUUAAGCCAGCCUUGAAGAAGGUGUCCAAAUACGAAAACAAAUUUGCCAAGCUGCAGAAGAAGGCCGCUGAGUUCAACUUCCGCAACCAAUUGAAGGUGGUCAAGAAGAAGGAGUUCACAUUGGAGGAGGAAGAGAAGGAGAAGAAACCCGACUGGUCCAAGGGCAAGCCCGGCGAUGCCAAGGUAAAGGAGGAGGUUGAGGCCGAAGCUUAAGUGUCCACGUCCACGUAGUGUCCACUGUACCACCCGUGACUCCCGCCCUAAACAAUAAUAAUUCAAUACAAUACAAUUAUUUCACCACAAACAAAACAAACAGAAUACAAGAAAAAAAAGCAAAAAGAAAAAGAGAACAGCAAAUCAACAUUUAUCUGAUAUCAAGCAAAAUCGACCUGUAUAUAUAUCACAGUAUACACGCACAAGCACACAUAUAUAUCUAGAUAUAUGUGCGUGUCUGUGUGUGUAUAUGACAGUAUAUAGUAUAUCUGUGCAUAUAUGCUAUAUAUAUGAAGUCAGGAUCAGUGAAUGCGACAAACAUUUCAAGAAAACACCAGCUAUCGAAAAUAAUUCACAUCAUGAAGGAUUCGAAACAACAGCCCAACAUCUGAACGCUCUGAUGAAUUAUUUUUUUUAUUAUAUUUCAUUAAUUACAAAUUCUAUUUUUUAAUGUAAAUUAAACUAAA